AUGUACUCGAAUGGAAUUAACAAGUGGAGCUCCAACCGUACCGAUUGGAUUUCUGGAAAUUUCGACGUGAGCGAGACGUUCUCGAUAAUUCUGAGUAGCUGCCAAGCAGUGGGAGUACUGCAAUCCCAAGUUGAAAAAGAAUCUGAAAAAACUUGGAUAUCUCAGCUCGAGGAUAUCAAUCUGAAUCUUGUGAAGUGA
Messenger RNA from Haemonchus placei, 198 nucleotides. NCBI's taxonomy places the organism in Eukaryota, Metazoa, Nematoda, Chromadorea, Rhabditida, Trichostrongylidae. The record is from the annotation of a GenBank genome assembly.